Molecule: messenger RNA, 1080 nt
Organism: Cyphellophora attinorum
Lineage: Eukaryota; Fungi; Ascomycota; Eurotiomycetes; Chaetothyriales; Cyphellophoraceae
Exons: 1
Coding region: 1-1080 (359 amino acids)
Molecular function (GO): oxidoreductase activity, acting on the CH-OH group of donors, NAD or NADP as acceptor
Source: RefSeq, a predicted model, not a curated record
AUGCCGCACGCUACGACAACUACCGUCGAACGAGGCUCACGAGUGCUCGUGACCGGCGCGAACGGCUUCAUUGCAUCCCAUACCAUCUAUGCCCUUCUCAAGGCUGGCUACGAUGUGCUCGGAACAGUCAGAUCGGAGACGAAGGCCGCAGCCAUCAAAGCGACCAUGCGAGACCUGCUCCCAGGACAGGCCCACGCCUUCUCAACGUCUGUUGUGACCGACAUCACCCAAAGCGCCUCCUACGAGGACAUUCUCAAAUCAUACGAGCCAUCUGCAGUCCUGCAUCUAGCCGCACCGUUCGCAUACAACGUCUCGAACUUCGAGAAAGAUCUGAUGGAGCCGGCCGUGGCCGGAACGACAGCUGUGCUCACCGCAGCCCUAGCCGCGCCCUCGAUUCGCCGAGUCGUUCAUACAAACAGCUUCGCCUGCAUCUAUGAUGCUUCGCUCGGCAUGAGGCCUGGCUACACGUACACCGCCAAAGACUGGUGCCCGCUGAAGUACUCUGAUGGUGUCUCAGCACCAGCAGCGCCCGUCGCAUACCGUGCCGCGAAAGCCGUUGCCGAGAAGACCGCUUGGUCGUUCAUGGAAGAGAAGAAACCACAUUUCGAUCUUAUCAGCCUGUGUCCCGCAAUGGUGUUCGGACCGUUUCUGAAUACACCCACAUCAUUGCCUUCCUCGAUAAAAGAGCUGAAUACUUCAAAUCAGCUCGUCUGGGAUGUCUUGUCGGCGCCAGACGGGAAGGUGCCUCCCACAAAAGGGCCCGUGUGGAUCGAUGUUCGCGAUGUAGCCGAUGCGCAUGUUACAAGUCUUGCCAACGCUGAGCUGAGCGGGCGAAGGUUACUACUCGCGAAGAGUGUCUACUGUAGCCAGGAAAUCGCUGACGUCGCACGAAAGGUCCUCCCAUCGAAGCUCGCUCAACGUGUGCCAGUUGGCGAGCCUGGUAAGAGGGAGGCAGCUAGCCACUUUGCGAUAGAUGCAAGCGAAGAGGAGAGACUGCUGGCUUCCGAGAGCAAGGGUUGGAAGGACUUGGACGAAUGCAUCCGCGAUCUGGGCGUCCAGUUGUUUGAUAUACCGCAGUAA